AAGCCCUCGAGCUUCCUUCCGCUUCUUAAUCUUUCGAUUUUCCCAAAUCAAUCGUCUUCUUCGCUAGGAUCUUCCAUGGCCUCCACGACCCACCCUCUCCUCUCCUCUUCCCUCGUUGGCUCCAGACUCCGCCCCAAGAUAACUCCUAACCCUUCCCUCCCGUCCCGGUCCUCCCCCGUCCGAUCCAUCUCAAACCGCGACCACCGUCCCCUCCUCCUUCCUCCCCUCACCGCCACCGCCGCCGCCGCCUUCCUCCUCUCCUCCAUACCUCCUGUCGCCUUCGCCGACGAUGCCUCCCCUCUCCCUGCCCCCACCAACUUGCCCCCUGCCCAGCUUGAGGCCGCCUCCAAGCCUAACUCCUCCUCCAACCCUUUCUCCCAGUCCCUCCUCACCGCUCCUAGCCCCCAGUCCGCUCCCGACCUCCCGGAUGGCACCCAGUGGCGCUACAGCGAGUUCCUCAACGCCGUUAAGAAGGGUAAGGUCGAGCGCGUCCGCUUCAGCAAGGACGGCGGCCUGCUCCAGCUUACUGCUGUCGAUGGACGCCGCGCGGCCGUGGUUGUCCCCAACGAUCCGGACCUCAUCGACAUCCUCGCGAUGAACGGGGUCGACAUAUCCGUGUCGGAGGGCGAGGGCGGCAACGGGUUGUUUAAUUUCAUAGGCAACCUCCUCUUCCCCUUCCUCGCCUUUGCUGGCCUCUUCUUCCUCUUCCGUCGUGCCCAGGGCGGCCCUGGGGGAGGGCCGGGUGGGCUCGGCGGGCCUAUGGACUUUGGCCGGUCCAAGUCCAAGUUCCAAGAGGUCCCGGAGACUGGUGUUACCUUCGCCGAUGUCGCUGGAGCUGACCAGGCAAAGCUAGAACUGCAGGAAGUGGUAGAUUUUUUAAAGAAUCCGGACAAGUACACUGCUCUGGGAGCAAAAAUUCCCAAAGGUUGCCUCUUGGUCGGUCCACCUGGUACUGGCAAAACGCUAAUCGCCCGUGCUGUGGCUGGUGAGGCCGGAGUGCCGUUCUUCUCCUGUGCUGCAUCUGAGUUCGUGGAGCUGUUUGUCGGAGUGGGGGCGUCUAGGGUCCGCGAUCUGUUCGAGAAGGCAAAGGCGAAGGCACCGUGCAUUGUAUUCAUUGAUGAAAUUGAUGCCGUCGGAAGACAGAGAGGGGCUGGACUUGGUGGCGGUAAUGAUGAGAGGGAGCAGACUAUCAACCAACUCUUGACAGAGAUGGAUGGAUUCUCAGGGAAUAGUGGAGUGAUAGUCUUGGCAGCGACUAACAGACCAGAUGUUCUUGAUGCGGCCCUGCUUCGACCCGGAAGGUUUGAUCGACAGGUCACGGUGGAUAGGCCUGAUGUAGCUGGAAGAGUGAAGAUACUACAGGUUCAUUCUAGAGGAAAAGCACUUGCUAAAGAUGUAGAUUUUGAGAAAAUUGCUAGGAGGACCCCUGGAUUCACUGGUGCUGACCUGCAGAAUUUAAUGAAUGAAGCAGCCAUUCUUGCAGCUAGGCGGGACCUCAAGGAGAUAAGCAAGGACGAGAUUUCAGAUGCUCUAGAGAGAAUAAUAGCUGGGCCUGAAAAGAAAAAUGCAGUUGUAUCGGAAGAGAAGAAGAAGCUGGUAGCUUAUCAUGAGGCCGGACAUGCUCUUGUGGGUGCGCUCAUGCCCGAGUAUGAUCCAGUUGCUAAGAUCUCCAUUAUUCCUCGAGGUCAAGCUGGUGGUCUUACUUUCUUUGCCCCAAGUGAGGAGAGGCUUGAGUCAGGACUUUAUAGCAGAAGCUACCUUGAGAACCAAAUGGCCGUUGCCCUCGGUGGAAGGGUGGCAGAAGAGGUGAUUUUUGGACAAGAGAAUGUGACAACCGGGGCUUCAAAUGACUUCAUGCAGGUUUCACGAGUGGCAAGGCAAAUGGUUGAGAGAUUUGGCUUCAGCAAAAAGAUCGGUCAGGUCGCCAUUGGUGGCCCUGGUGGUAAUCCAUUCUUAGGACAACAGAUGUCAUCUCAAAAGGACUACUCUAUGGCGACCGCCGACGUGGUGGAUGCUGAGGUUAGAGAGCUUGUCGAGACAGCUUAUUCCAGAGCCAAACAAAUCAUAACGACUCACAUAGAUAUCCUUCACAAAUUAGCACAGCUUCUCAUCGAGAAGGAAACUGUUGACGGAGAGGAGUUCAUGAGCCUGUUUAUUGAUGGCAAAGCAGAAUUAUUUGUCGCAUGAUCGUCAAAUAUCUUUUUGUAUUUUAUGCGACAUAGUUGGUAGUCUUAUGUUUAUAAUACAUUGGUUACUUUGACAUAAAACAACCAUUAUAGAACAAUUUUAGGUAUGGAGCCAUUAAGAAAAUCGUUUUCUCAGUUCA
This is a messenger RNA of Zingiber officinale, 2326 nucleotides long. Its product is annotated as ATP-dependent zinc metalloprotease FTSH 1, chloroplastic-like. The record is from RefSeq and is a predicted model, not a curated record. Lineage: Eukaryota; Viridiplantae; Streptophyta; Magnoliopsida; Zingiberales; Zingiberaceae. The transcript has 5 exons. Gene Ontology annotation, molecular function: metalloendopeptidase activity; ATP-dependent peptidase activity; ATP binding. Gene Ontology annotation, cellular component: membrane; chloroplast thylakoid. Gene Ontology annotation, biological process: proteolysis. Bases 76 to 2187 code for a protein of 703 amino acids.